Messenger RNA from Ictidomys tridecemlineatus (thirteen-lined ground squirrel), 837 nucleotides. The record is from RefSeq and is a predicted model, not a curated record. NCBI's taxonomy places the organism in Eukaryota, Metazoa, Chordata, Mammalia, Rodentia, Sciuridae.
AUGUUCGUGUAUUGGAAAUUCAAUCUCCGGAUUCAUACAUUAGCUGUGCCUGGAGGUGGGGAAUUGAUACAGAGUCAGAGUAGUGAGAAUAGUGUAGGACCACAGGGGCCCAGCUCCUGCUGCAAAGUGACCCUCACUGACCAUUACCAGGUGGUGAGAGAUCUUGGGCAGAGGGGCUUCAGCCAGGUGGUACUGGCCCACCAUCUCCUCACCGGGGCAGAGGUGGCGGUGAAAGUGGUGCCCAAGACAGAGGGGAAUGUGCCCGUCCUCUGUGAACCAGAGAGGUUGAUGGCCCUGGAUCACCAAAACGUGAUCCAGCUCUUCCAGGUGACCGAGACUGCGUGCACCGUCUACAUGGUCAUGGAGCACGCAGAUGGGGGAGACCUGUGGCACUGCAUCCUGGAAGUUGGUGGCCUACAGGAGGAGCAGGCCCGCCCGGUGUUCAGGCAGAUAGUGCGCGCCAUGCGCCACUGCCACGACAGGGGCAUCGUGGACCUGGACCUGAAGCCCGACAACGUGGUGGUGAACAUCAGGGCCUCCAAGACUGCGGCAAGGGCCGACAGCGUCAAGCUCAUCGACUUCAGCCUGGGUGCCACCUUCACGCCUGGGCAGAAGCUCAAUGGCUUCUGGGGCACUGUCCCAUACCGUGCCCCUGAAAUCAUACAGCACCAAGAAUACAAGGUUCCCCCCGGCGGACACCUCGAGCCUGGGGGUCACCCUGUUUCUCAUGCUCACAGGGAGACGCCCAUUUAAGGUGAGGGCUGCCAAGUGCCUGCAGGACGUCCUCAUGCAGGCCAGCUACCACCUUCCCAGGUACCUUUCCCAGCAUGCCUGCAG